This is a messenger RNA of Salvelinus fontinalis (brook trout), 2164 nucleotides long. Its product is annotated as growth hormone secretagogue receptor type 1-like. Gene Ontology annotation, biological process: hormone-mediated signaling pathway; G protein-coupled receptor signaling pathway. Gene Ontology annotation, molecular function: growth hormone secretagogue receptor activity. The transcript is spliced from 3 exons. The record is from RefSeq and is a predicted model, not a curated record. NCBI's taxonomy places the organism in Eukaryota, Metazoa, Chordata, Actinopteri, Salmoniformes, Salmonidae. Bases 3 to 1064 code for a protein of 353 amino acids. Gene Ontology annotation, cellular component: plasma membrane.
CCAUGAACGUGUCAGCGCUGGGCAGUGGGAGCAACUGUUCAAAGGAUUGUGUGGUAGGGUCUGGCUGUCUGGAGGACUGUGGGAACCAGAGUGACUGGACUGACUGGGAAUGGGAGAACUUCAGUGGGGCUGAGCUGGUGUGUGUGACAGCUGUGUGUGUGCUGCUGCUGGCCCUGGGCAUCACAGGAAAUAUGUUAACCAUCCUGGUAGUUUGGCUCCGGCCACACCUGAGAAGCACCACCUACCUCUACCUGAGUAGUAUGGCCGUCUCCGACCUCCUCAUACUGCUUCUGAUGCCUUUAGAUCUGCACUACAAGCUGUGGAGGUUCCGGCCCUGGGAUCUGGGUGAUACAGUGUGUAAGCUGAGUGUGUUCGUCAGUGAGAGUUGUACCUACUCCUCCAUCCUCCACAUCACCGCCCUUUCUCUGGAGCGCUACCUCGCUGUCUGUCGACCACUCACAGCCAAGACCCUGGUCACACGGACCCGCGUCCGCACUCUCAUUGGCUGCCUGUGGGUUGUGGCCCUGAUCAGCGCCGGGCCGGUGUUUGCUAUGGUAGGGGUAGAGGAGCUGGGGGGAGGUGAGGGGCAGAGCGAGUGUCGCUGUACGGACUACGCCGUCUCCUCAGGCCUGCUGGGGGCCAUGAUGUGGCUCUCCAACCUCUACUUCCUGAUGCCGCUGGGCAUUCUGGGAGUUGUGUAUGGCCUGAUUGGCAGGAAGCUAUGGCUCCGCCCACAACGCAGCAGCCGAGACCGUGCCCAGCGACACACCAUCAAAAUGCUAGGGAUGAUCGUGCUGGCGUUUGUUCUGUGUUGGCUGCCAUUCCACGUUGGUCGGACGUUGUUCUCUGUGACUCUGGGCUCCAGCGCUGAUAUGUACUACAUCUCUCAGUACUUUAACCUCGUCUCCUUUGUGUUGUUCUACCUCAGUGCUGCUGUCAACCCUAUCCUCUACAACACCAUGUCAGCACGCUACCGCCACGCUGUCCGCAGCCUGCUGCGCUCACACACCCCCCGCUCCCGCCACCCCCCACUCACGCCACAACACUCUACCACCACUCUGUAACUCACACACACCACAACACUCUACCACCACCCUGUAACUCACACACCCCCCACUCCCGCCACCCCCCACUCACGCCACAACACUCUACCACCACCCUGUAACUCACACACACCACAACACUCUACCACCACCCUGUAACUCACACACACCACAACACUCUACCACCACCCUGUAACUCACACACCCCCCACUCCCGCCACCCCCCACUCACGCCACAACACUCUACCACCACCCUGUAACACACACACACCACAACACUCUACCACCACCCUGUAACUCACACACCCCCCACUCCCGCCACCUCCCACUCACGCCACAACACUCUACCACCACCCUGUAACUCACACACACCCCACUCACGCCACAACACUCUACCACCACCCUGUAACUCACACACCCCCCGCUCCCGCCACCCCCCACUCACGCCACAACACUCUACCACCACCCUGUAACUCACACACACCCCACUCACGCCACAACACUCUACCACCACCCUGUAACUCACACACACCCCACUCACACCACAACACUCUACCACCACCCUGUAACUCACACACACCCCCUGCUCCCGCCACCCCCCACAACACUCUACCACCACCCUGUAACUCACACACCCCACGCUCCCGCCACCCCCCACAACACUCUACCACCACCCUGUAACUCACACACACCCCGCUCCCGCCACCCCCCACUCACGCCACAACACUCUACCACCACCCUGCAACUCACACACCCCCCGCUCCCGCCACCCCCCACAACACUCUACCACCACCCUGUAACACACACCCCCUGCUCCCGCCACCCCCCACAACACUCUACCACCACCCUGUAACACACACCCCCCGCUCCCGCCACCCCCCACAACACUCUACCACCACCCUGUAACUCACGGACACACACACACACACACACAGAAAACCUUGGAGAUGGAUGGAGGAAUAAGACUUUGUUUAGAGGCACAUUGACUUUAGUGAGACAUAUUGUCAGAUUUAUUGUAUAAUAUUUGAUUAAUAUAUAUUUGCCAUUUUGAUGACUGUUGGUUCUAAACCCCUGAAGGUGUGUGUGUUCUCAGAGUGAUGUGUAAUAAACUGUAAUUUCAG